AUGCCUUCCAUCCAGCACGCCCUGGCGUGGACGGGCUAUAGGUUCGCCUCUACGGUGUUAGAUGAUAUUUGGCCAGUCGUCCUUUUCUUCUCCUGUAUAGCGACUAUGGUUUGCUGUGUUAGUGAAUUCACCUCAACCAAAUUGGGUGUCAAUAGCGUCAUGUUGACCGUAUUGGGUACCAUCGUAUCUUUGAUUGUGUCAUUCAAAACCAACAGCUCUUACGGAAGAUGGUGGGAUGGUCGUAAUGUGUGGGCAAACCUUACAUCGAACAGCCGACAAUUGGCCAUGUUACUAUGGAUGCAAGUUCCCAACGUAACCCCAUCUCCUAAAGAAGGAGAUAAGAAAGAAGACGUCAAGAAAGAACACAAGGAACCAGCCUCAAAGGAUUCUCUGAACAGCUACAAUACUGCUCCUUCUUCUACCCAUUCAGACUCGGCUACAUCCACAGAAUCAGAUGAUGACAACAAGACAAAAGAGGAAGAAGAGAAAGCUAGAUUAAAUAUGCAAGGUUUGAUCGAAAAGAAAACCUAUAUCGGUUUGGUACAAGCAUUCGCUGUAUCUAUGAAACACGCUUUACGAGGAGAAAUCGGCCCCUUUUAUUCAGAUUUGUACCACCUGAUCGCAUUCUUACCCAAAUACAAUCCAUCAGCUUAUCCACCCAUCAAUCGAACGCAUAUCCUUGCAUUAUGGCAAAAUGGUCUUCCAAGGGAUAAAGCAGGGAAAUACGGUGAUUCGAUAGCAGUACCAUUGACUAACUCAGUCGCGUUUCGUACCGACGCUCUAAAUCAACGUGAUUCACCUGAUCUAUUCUUUGACAAUAACCGGAACGAAAAAGAAAAAGAAACAGGACAAGCGCCAGCGCCAGCGCCAGGUACUGAUAGUAUUAAUACUGGUGAAAAUGAAGUAGGAUUUGAAGGUGAUUCUAAAAAAUUCAAGAAUCAAGCUAUACAAUCUGCGAAAUCAUUUGUCCAAGUUGAAGAUCCAGAUAUCUUCGCUUUUAAUAGACAAAGAUCCUCUAUGCAAACUAUUAGAUCAGGAAAUGGAAAUGGAAAUGGUAAUGGAAAUGGAAAUGGUAAUUCACCAAAUGAAGGAAUCACUUUAACUACCGUAGAGUUGAUGCCACCUAGGCAUCCACCAACACCUAAAUUCUGGGACUUCUUUCCACCGUUAAGGGUUUUUAAGAUUAUGUACGAUUGGUUCAGAUGGCAUAAGAUUGGUCAAGAUAACGAAAGAGCUAAAGGUGGUAAAAGGAAGAGGAAAAUGGGAAGUUCAAUGGAAAUACCUCAAGAGAUUCUGAUGUACCUCCAAUCAUACGUUACCGACCUUAUAAAUCGUGGAUUAUUAAAUUCUUCAUUGAUUUCACCAACUUUAACAGCUUUGAUGGAAUUACAAAAAGCCAUUUCAGAUUUAGAAAAAAUAGCGACAACACCUAUUCCAUCAGCUUAUACGUUCCAUCUCAGAUUGACAGUUUACAUCUACUUGUUCUGUUUACCUUUUCAAGUUUACAAUUAUAUCGGAUGGGUGACUAUCCCAGCUACUGCAUUGGCAGCUACGAUCUAUUUGGGUUUCCUGGAAAUUGGUAUGCAGAUUGAAAUGCCUUUUGCAUAUGAUCAAAGUGAUUUAGAUCUAGAUAAAUUCGUCUUGAGAAUUGCUCAUCAGAUCGCUCAAAUCACUGCUUUCCCAAAUCACAUCCCAGCAUCUCAUGUCGUCCUGUCUCAUCUCAAUCAACCUUUCUUACCUUGCUUAGACCUCAGUGCGCCUGAAUUACUGGGUAUACCAGAAAGACAACCUAAACCUACUGAAAAGGGAUCCGCACAUUCCUGGUGUUCAUACGAUUGUAAACAUGCUUCUACACAUGACCACACGAACAAGACGAGACAUCGUAACGUGAAAUCACCCGAAGAAGCUCAUAAAGAAGGUAUAGAUCAUCAUAACCAACUGAACGAUGAUCAACGUGAUGCUCUUCCUCAUUUGCAUAAUAUUCACGAGGAAGAAGGUGAAGAUGAAGAUGAUCAACAGGUGAAACCUAGACCAUUGGCCAAAAGUAUGAGAGAUAUAGAAAUGGUCUUGAAUGCUAAUUGGAGAGAAAUCACAGCUGAGACAGAAGAUUUCAUUGGUAAACCCAGAGAUCAGUUGGAGAAUAGAACUGGAUUGGAGGUUGCCUUAUUGACUCUCUGA
Messenger RNA from Kwoniella shivajii, 2178 nucleotides. RefSeq lists its product as uncharacterized. NCBI's taxonomy places the organism in Eukaryota, Fungi, Basidiomycota, Tremellomycetes, Tremellales, Cryptococcaceae. The record is from RefSeq and is a predicted model, not a curated record. The transcript is spliced from 9 exons. The coding region runs from base 1 to 2178 and encodes 725 amino acids. Gene Ontology annotation, molecular function: chloride channel activity.